This is a messenger RNA of Anoplopoma fimbria (sablefish), 3049 nucleotides long. RefSeq names its product nudix (nucleoside diphosphate linked moiety X)-type motif 9 (gene nudt9). The coding region runs from base 71 to 1135 and encodes 354 amino acids. The record is from RefSeq and is a predicted model, not a curated record. The transcript has 8 exons. Lineage: Eukaryota; Metazoa; Chordata; Actinopteri; Perciformes; Anoplopomatidae. Gene Ontology annotation, molecular function: ADP-ribose diphosphatase activity.
AUUGCUGACGUCACCGCGUCGGGCGGAGCACUUCCUGGUUGCUCGGCUGCAUGCUUGUUGUGGUUGAUUUAUGGUCUAUUGGUUCAUUUGUUCCCCUCAAGGAAUGACACACAUCGUCCGGAUUCGUUUAGCGCUCACUCUCUUCGGACUUCCGUGUUCCUUCUGCAUCCACGAACUGAGGCCGGCCAUCUGCCACUCAUCCUCUCAACUUUUCAAGACCAGUCAAACCAUCAGACCCAUCACUUCAAGUUCCUUUAACCUCUACACAAGCAGUGUCUGGACAAUGCCAUCCUCAGCCACUCCUCAUGUCAAGUCCAGAUGCCCCAAGUAUCCAGGGUCUGAAAUCAAGCGCUUCUCUGUGCCUAACGACAAGGUUGGCUGGAGUGUGAACUGGCCGCAGUAUCUUCCUGUCAGCUACACCGGCCCUUCAGUAGAGAAGAAACCAGUAUGGGCGGAUCCUGAUGUUGGCUCUUUCACUCCAAAGUUUAACUCUGUGGAUGGAGCUGUGGACAGGACGAGCUUUGAAGGCAGCUACAAAGUGGAAAAGGGAAAGCCAAUAAAUCCUCGUGGACGCACAGGGGUGACUGGUAGAGGUUUGCUGGGACGAUGGGGACCCAAUCACGCAGCAGAUCCCAUUGUCACCAGAUGGAAAGUCAAUGCCAACAAAGCAAAGAUAUCUCACUCCGUCUCCAAGCGGCCGAUCCUUCAGUUCGUGUCCAUCAUGAGGAAAGACUGUGGGGAGUGGGCCAUUCCCGGGGGGAUGGUGGAUGCAGGGGAGCAGGUCUCUGUCACGCUGCAGCGGGAGUUCUCGGAAGAAGCGUUGAAUUCGUUGGCAGCCCUGCCAUCAGAGAAGGCAAAAAUCAGUGAGCGCAUCAUCAAUCUCUUCAAAACGCCAGGGUUUCAGGUCUAUAAAGGCUAUGUGGACGAUCCCAGAAACACUGACAAUGCUUGGAUGGAGACAGUCGCUGUCAACUUCCACGACGAAUCAGGCAACAGUGUGAGCAAGCUGCCGCUGCAAGCCGGCGAUGACGCAGGACAAGUCCAGUGGGUUGAUAUUGACUCGUCCUUCCCGCUGUAUGCGAGCCAUUCCCAUUUCCUGGAGCUGGUUGCCAAAGAGAGGAAGGCUCACUGGUAACCAAGGAGGACAGACUCUGACACGACGACGAUGAAGGAAACGUGAAGGGGCCUUGUUGCUCUCUGAGUGCUUAUGUGUUUAGGAUGCAUGACACCUAAACUUAUGCAGAUCUUACCUCACUAAUUUAAACAUAAUAAUCAUAGUAACCAAAACGUUUAAUAUGCAUCUUAUUAGGUUCAUAUGUAUGCCCACUAUACGAUGAAAAGCACCAGUGUGAUUGCGGGUUUGGAUUAAUAAAGCAGAGUGUAUGAAAUGAUUGAAACAAGUAUGUUGAGCCAUAGUAGCCAUGUUAGAGCUACUAUUUGAUUUUUGUCACAGAAAAGAAAAAAAAAAAGAGUAGGUGUACAUUUUCAUUAAAAAAGAAUUCAACUCACCGCUUUGAAGAAGCUUAACACUAGACUAAAAUGCAAGAUGCUGCUGAGUGCCACGCCACAUUAUUUAUAUUGGCACUAAUUAUGCAAAUUAAUUCAACAUUAACAAGGAUCACAUUAACCCAGCGUGAAAUUGUAAGAACAAACACAAUGAGCUGCUGAACACAACACGUACUACAUUAAUUUAAGUGUGAUAUGAUAAGGAGGGAUGAUCAAAAUGAAAUAGUGCGGGAUUGACUUUGAUCUCUAGAUGUGAAUAGAGUAAGGAGAUGUGCUGGAGCUGCCCACACAGCCCAGCAGAGCUCCAGAGCUGAGCACAGACGGGCCGAAGCUGGAGGACAAACAUGUUUUCAAGUGGGAACAGACUGUGGAAGCAAAGGCCACUUCACACUCGACAGCCUGCCUUUUCCCGAAAUGUUCACAUCAGAACGUGUCAUCUCACUGCUGGGCGUACUUUGCGAUGAGGCAGGGAGGGAGAAUUACGCAUUAAAAAGGCUCGUAUCUGUUGGACACUUCUUUCAUCAAGAGGCAUGUUUGUCUUCUGGAUGAACUAACACUUUUUAUAAGGUGUGAUGUGAAAAUUCUACACGCUAUAACACCAGUGAGCAUGUUAACGAAACACUGAAGGGAAAUGGAGAUGAAUGUGGCUGUAAGAAAACUGCCUCAAACUAUGUCCACAACAGACGUAGGAGGCGCCACAGAUCCUAAAAGUCUUUUUAUUUGCUCUCAUAGCUGCUCAGGCCACAACAUGUGUCUGCAUGUUAUGGAAUUAAAUUCCAUUAAGGUAUGAAACCAGCAGCUGAACCCUUUCCUAAAAGCAUACUCUUAAAAAUCACACAUGUUCAGAUACACACUCAGCUCAGAUAGACUCCCAGUACAUCCAGGCCACUUACCAUCACCACUGAAGCAUUUACAGCCAGAGCACUGAUUGCAUUUAUUGUUGCAGGAAGGGAGAGUAUUUCCCAUCCAGAUUUCCCCGGUCGUAUCCGUAACCUGCCAGUAACAUAAUCCUCUUAACCUUUGCAUUUAAAAGUUCUGAUUGAUUUUUUUUUCUUUCUUCAGCUUAUCGUGGUUAGGGCUUGUGGUUAGUACAAGACAAUCAAAAAUACAUUUAUGAUAGAAUGAGCGGUGAAAUAAUUCGAAUUUUUAUUAGUUUCAUUAUAAUGAGUUUGCUGAAUGGAUUGACUGUAUAUUUAAUGUAAAAAUAAACACAGAGGUGUCUCCGUACUAAACUUGCACUGAAAAGAACUGACACGGUCUUUUUUUCGUAUUAAUUCUGACUCAGUUGCAAUUGUAUAUCGGUACGAAAUCACGAUCUCAUUUGUGCAUUUCCCCUCAUAAAAUAUGUGUUUUGAAGGUGGUUAUUAUACAUGUUGUACUGUGUCUGUUGUCUCACAGUAUGUGUAAUAUCAGCUGUAAUUGCGUCUCAGCCUACAUAGUCGUAUUAGGAGACCUUAUGCAUUAUGAAGUGCACUUGUUUUCUGUUUGAUCAUAAGAGAUCUACUACAUCAAUGUCUGAUGUGUUUCUUUUGUCAUCGUGAAA